Messenger RNA from Harmonia axyridis, 564 nucleotides. It is a transcript of the gene mRpS18A, whose product is annotated as 28S ribosomal protein S18a, mitochondrial. Gene Ontology annotation, molecular function: small ribosomal subunit rRNA binding; structural constituent of ribosome. Gene Ontology annotation, cellular component: ribosome; mitochondrial small ribosomal subunit. The transcript has 3 exons. Lineage: Eukaryota; Metazoa; Arthropoda; Insecta; Coleoptera; Coccinellidae. Bases 50 to 526 code for a protein of 158 amino acids. Gene Ontology annotation, biological process: mitochondrial translation. The record is from RefSeq and is a predicted model, not a curated record.
UAAUUUUAUAGUAAAAAAAAUUUAACUCAAUUUUCUAGACAUAGCAUCAAUGAUGAAUGUUAUAAAUAAAUUAAUAUCUUGCAGAACAUUUAGGAUUCCGCCUGUUUUUUCAAUAAACUCUCAGAAAAUAUCUACAACAGGCACAUUACAUUUGAAACAGAUUAUCACGAAAGAAGAAGGAAAUAAUAUCGUUAUACAGGGUCAAAUUGUUGAUUCUGAGCGUAAACCUUUUCUUGUUGAGUGUGAAACCAAUGCUUGCCCAAUAUGUUCUGCUCGAUUAAAUGUUAAACAUACGGAUGUCUUAAUUUUGAGUCAAUUUGUUAGAUCAGAUGGUUGUAUGCUACCACGUAGAGUUACGGGUUUAUGUAAUAAGCAGCAGAGAAGAGUAUCCUCAUUAGUUACAAUGGCCCAAAAAGCAGGUUUAAUGCCAAAUCUCAAUCCAUCAAAUAGUAAGAAAGAUCCACUAAAACGUUACCAAUGGAAAAAGUUUAAUAAAUAUUUUGAUGAAACAACAAUAAAAGAUUAAAAUGUAACUUUUUACAAAAGAAUAUAUAAUAAUCAGUC